ACAAUUAUCAUCACACAUACAUAAAUGGAGUUUGAACGAAGUUCUAUUUGUGCUUGCUGUUGGGAGAGGCUUGGUUCUAGGUCUAAAGCUUUAUAUUCUGUUAAUGAAGCAAUAGAAGAGCAAAUUAAAACCUUCAUUUUCCCUGGAUAUUCUUCUACUAUCAAGCAUUAUCCAGACGUAGUUUGCUCUGGAUGUAGGAGAAACCUGUACAGGUUGAAAGCAGGAGGUUUUCCCUCUGGAGCCUGGGGAGAGAAGAUUUCUAAGGUUGAAUGGAAGACAAUAACAAGAGGAUCUACUAUGGUUCCAGAUACUCCAUCACCAUCCAAACCAGGAGAUCAAACUGAAAAUGGUCGUUUGUGCAAAGCAUGCUACACUUUGUUGGAGCCAGGAAAAAAUCACAAUUGUGUAUCAUCUACUGCUGUGAGCAAUUUAGUUUUGAUGGCUUUUGCUCUUGGAUCUCUACAAGCUGAGCAAAUAUCAUCUAAAAUUAUUAAGAAAAAAAUGGAAGAAGAAAACCUUUUAGAUGGAUCUACCUUUUUGUUAUCUACAGGUGGAACUCCACUUCAAAUCAGAGUGGGAACUCCAGAUAAGAAAUCAGACAGAAGAACUGUUAAGCAAAUAUCAUUACAAGUUAUACAAGAACUUCAAGUUUUAUUGGAGUUGUCUGUGAAUAAGACAAAGGUUCUUGUUUCAUCCCUGAGAAGAGGACUCGGCAGUACUUCAUCCAUUGAGAAGAAUAUUUUUGGAAAACUAAAUGAUCUACAAGAAUCAAUUUCACAUUUCUAUCAUGUAGAAAAGGUUGAGUUUCUUACCAGUAAUGAUGCUGUUCUAACAAAGGAUUUAGUUUAUGUGCAAGAUACAUCAUCCUUCAUUCUAGAACUCAUUAAGCAACGUGGUUUAGAACCUUUAUCUGCCUUUGUGCGCCUAUCAUUGGAUGGUGGCGGUGGAUUUAUGAAAGUAAUAGUUAAUGUAUUUUCCCCUGAUGAAGAUUUGGAUGAUGGACUGUAUAUCAAUAGUGGUGUUCAGAGAAGUCAAAUUCUAUCUAUUGUAGAAGAUGUUCCUGAAUCAAACCAAAAUCUAAGACUAAUAUUAGAAAAGUUGAACUUGCAGGAUCUCAAGUAUUAUGUUGCUUUUGAUUUAAAAUGUGGAAACGCACUUUUUGGAUUGUCAGCACAUUCUGGCAAAAGAGCAUGUCUCUGGUGUGAGGGAUUGUCCACAGAGGAAAGUGGAACCCUGAGAACCUUAGGAAGUUUUGAUCUUUGGCAUCAGAAGUAUCUUGAGAACAAUUCAAAGAAAGCAUCUAUGCAAUACUACAUGAACUGUAUAAAUCCACGAAUUUUAUAUCUUAAUGAUGACUCAAACACAUUGAUGGAACAUUUAGUUCCUCCACCAGAACUUCAUAUUUUAAUCGGAGUAGUUUCUCUUCUUGGAACAUUAAUCUUGGACAUUUGAAGUGGGUUUGAUGAUUGGUUAAAGUCUAAGUGUAUAUUACAAAGAGGAUACCAGGGGAGAGGAUGGGACGGCAAUAACUCCAACAGGAUAUUGAAAAAUUUGGACUCCUUAGAAAUGGAAUUACUAAAGACUGAACCUCAUCUUGUCCCCUUCGUUCAAUGUUUGAAAGACUUUCGAGAUGUUAAAGAUGCUUGUUUUUCAAAAAAACUUGAAUUUGGAUACAAAUUCUGUUUUGCUAGAUUUAAAAACUCCUUUAAGUCCUGUCAAGAACUAGCUACUUUGCUUGGAUUUAAUUUAAAUAUAACUUGGAAAGUGCAUAUACUACUCUGCCAUGUUGAACCAUUUGUCGAAUUCCAUUCGUGUGGUUUGUCAAAUUUUGCAGAACAAACUGGAGAAGCAAUACAUGCAAAAUUCAAACCUACAUGGGCAAGGUUUAAGAGACUUGAGGAACAUACUGAACAUGCAGACAGACUUCUUAAAGCAGUCAUGGACUUUGGUGGUCGAAGAAUAAGCUGAUUUAUAUACUUAUAUAAAGUGUUUUUCAUGUAUACAGUAAUAAAAACUGUAAUAAAGGCUAGCUAUUUUACAAAUGUCAAAAUUUUGAUUUAACACCUAGUGCAGAUUUUAAAAACAUUUUUUUUGAACAUCCUAUAUAUA
This is a messenger RNA of Eurytemora carolleeae, 2109 nucleotides long. RefSeq lists its product as uncharacterized. NCBI's taxonomy places the organism in Eukaryota, Metazoa, Arthropoda, Copepoda, Calanoida, Temoridae. The record is from RefSeq and is a predicted model, not a curated record. The coding region runs from base 25 to 1452 and encodes 475 amino acids. The transcript is spliced from 3 exons.